This is a messenger RNA of Galleria mellonella (greater wax moth), 5796 nucleotides long. RefSeq names its product RING finger protein 17 (gene qin). NCBI's taxonomy places the organism in Eukaryota, Metazoa, Arthropoda, Insecta, Lepidoptera, Pyralidae. The transcript is spliced from 22 exons. Gene Ontology annotation, molecular function: zinc ion binding. The coding region runs from base 547 to 5652 and encodes 1701 amino acids. The record is from RefSeq and is a predicted model, not a curated record.
UGUAAUAGUUAGGUAUACUUUAUUAUUGUCAGAAGUCCAUAAAUCUGUUGUAGCAGCCGUAUAUUCAACUAAAUGUAGAAUAUCUACAAUUAUAGUGCGUGCGGCAUGAUAAGCAUCAGGAAGAAUUUUCUCUCUUAAAAGUUUCCUGCUACCGCGGGUAAACAUGUCACAAUUUGAAUUUCUCACUCGGUUCGGUAUAAACCACUCGAGUGGUACGAGUCAACUCGAGUCACUCGUAAUUCGAGUCGACGCGAGUCACUCGAAACUCGAGUCGUCAAAAAUUUAACUCGAGUGCAUGUAAUAUAAAAACUACUCGAGUCACUCGAGUGAAAAGCAACUCGAAUCCCAUCACUAAUUCCCAUGAACACUUACAUUUACUCGUCUUUGCGGCAGGUUCCGUUUGUAAUUAUAUCUAUAUAAGUACCUACCUUACUAUUUUUUUGCUUAUUUUACUGCUGAAUCUGCAGAAUAUAUAAAAAAAAAUAUUCGCUAUGGUAAAUAUGUUUUAAAUCCUGACAAUUUGAUUUUAAAGUUUAAACAUUAAUAAUGGAAGCUAACAUUCAGAAAUACUGCCCCAACUGCAGUCAACUAUAUAAUUUAGUUCAAAAUCCACCAAAAGGGAACAAUAUACCGUUGUUUCUAUCAUGUGGGCAUACCAUGUGUGAGAAAUGUAUCAGAAACAUUGUGCAAUUUGGUGAACCUAUAGAAUGCAAAGUAUGCCAUCGUGAUAUGGCCAUUGACAGCAAUGAGUUGGAUUUGUUGAUGCAAAACAAAAUAAAAUUAUAUCAGUUGUUUCCCAUAAAUGUGCAUAUGCUUGGUGAAAUCUACUCGCAGCUACUGGAGGAAAAAUCUGAACCAAAAAGAAGCACAGCACCAAUAAAUGAUUUCAUUGAUAUAAAAACAAUAAUAAAUAGUAUUGAUAAUACUCAAGAAGAAUGCUUGGAGUGCCAUAUGUCCACAGUAAAAAUGUGCCAACAGUGUGGUAUAAUUCUAUGUGAUACAUGCUUCAACAAAACACACAAGAAUUUUGUUAUUUUCAAAAACCACUAUCUUAAAAAUAUAGAACCAAUAAACAAUGCAAACAAUUGUCCUACUCACAAAGACAAGAGCUUAGAUUAUUAUUGCAAGGAUUGUUCAAAAUCUAUUUGUAUGGACUGUAUGAUGGUUGGUGGAGUGAACUCCUGUAAAAAUCAUGACACUGUCUCCAUACAAGAAAUAAAUGAUAAUUUUAUUGAAGAUUUAAACAAUAUUUCGCCAAAAGUUGACGAAAUAUUUAGGAGACUAACUAAAACUGCAUCUGAUAUAGGUCAUUUGCUGUACAAUAUUGAGAAUGGGAUGGAGUCGUCCCAGUUUACACAAAUGAUUGCUGACAUUGAACAACAUUUCUCCAAACUUAUUUCUCAAAUUCAAAUACAUAAACAAAAAGUCAUAAGUGCUGUCACAAAGCAUAAGUACGCUGAAAAGGACUCUCUUGUUAAUGCUAAAGAUGAUAUUUGUGAAGCAAUAAAAAAGACAAAAGGCAUUCUAAAUGCAAUAAAUUUGUCUACUGACCCUAAAAUACUAAAAAAGGCUAACCUCACUGUACUAUAUGAAGAUGCUCAGAAAAUUGUCAAGACUCCGUGGUAUUUAAAAAAAGAUGAAAAAGCUGAUAAAACAAUUAAAGUGGUAGUGAAAGAAGACAUUGUUGAUCUAGUCCGUGAUUAUGUUCACUUGGAAGGGGAGGCAACUUCGGUAUAUAAACUGUAUUCUACAUCAGAACUCGAAGAUGUAGAAAUACCCCCACCACCUCCUACACUUGUGUACCCUCCAGAUCUGCCAAAAGAUGUCAGAGAAUCCAAGAAAACAAAGGAAGACAAAUCGAGCGUGAAGCCCACAUUUUAUAAGUUUGCACCUAAUUAUCGCACCAAAUCUGGUUCAAUCACGUCGCUCCACUCAUUUAGCAGUGAAUCUUCAAGUCGUUCGGUUCCACAAAAUGAUUACAUCCAAAGACCAGCGGUUCAACAUGUUCCACCAUUUGCUGAAAGUCAACACCCUAAACAACUCACAGAAGGUGCACAAGAAUUAAUAUACAUAUCGCAUAUUGUAAAUCCCCAUAAUUUCUUCGUACAAAGAUCUUGCCAUCAACCGCUUGUGAAAGAAAUGAUGCGAGACUUUCGUAACGCAGUCUCCCUGCCAAAACCAUCUCUAAAUCACGUUGCAGAAGGAAAGCUCUACCUUGUGUUCAACAAACCAGAUAACUUAUGGCAAAGGUGCCGUGUCAUAAGUAUCGACAGAAGGGAUAUUAAUAAACCAAUAUUCCAAGUGUUCUGUAUUGAUUUCGGUAGCACGGAGUCUGUCACUAUUGACGAAUUACGCCUCCUGCCGCCAGCGAGAUUGCAAUCACCAUUCCCCCUAGCCAUAAACUGUUCACUGGCAAACUGUGUCCCAAAAUCAGGAGGCUGGACCAGUGAAGAGUCAUUCCUGAUACAAAAUAUUAUUGACAAUAAACAGGCGGUGAUCCACGUACGUCGGGCUAGUUCCACGUCCAACUACUCUGUUACGCUGGAAUGCGAUGUGACCACAUUCGAAGAUGGAAUUAGUCUCGCACACGCUCUAGUAUUUCACGAGCGCGCCAGAAUGCCUAACCCGAAGCUACAAUACCCAAAUAUUCCUGGUGUUAUUGAAAAACCAAAAAUUUUUAUGAGUAACUCAGACUUGAAACCAAAAUCUGUUGAAGAAGUCUACUUAACCACUGUCGUGAGUCCCGAUAAAUUCUUUGUCAGAAAGCGUCAUUUACAAAAUAUUUAUGAUAAACUCACUGAAGAUUUACUGCAAGAGUACAGCUUCAGUGACAAUACUGGAAUUGUUUACCUACCUGAAAUGGGUAUGGUGUACGCAGUGAACUUAGACAAGGCUCAGAAUAGUGCAGGCGACGGCGACGGAUGGGCGCGGUGCAUUCUCUACGAGUUGCCCGGCCGCGGCCGCGUGCGUGUCCUGCUACCUGAUACCGGCGAAGUCCUCCUGGUGCACUGGACCGCACUCCGCCGGCUACACCCCAAAUUCACCACGCUCAAAGCCCUCUCAAUCGAAUGCCACUUGGCUGGCGUGACGCCUCUCAAUAAAAAAUGGAGUACUGGCUCUGUGGCACUGUUACAAAGAUUUGCAGACCGUAUCCUGGAACUGCAUGUGGAGGACAGCCGCAAUCGAGGUUCGAUCGGCGUCACUCUUUAUGACAAAGCUGACGAAGAAAACAUUAUCUGUAUCAAUACUGAAAUGAUCAAAUAUAAAUUUGCAGUGACUUUUGGUCUCUUUAUGUUCAAUAAAAAUAAUGCUGUGGAGGAUCAAGUAUUCACUAACAAAUCUCCUUUAGAAAUACCCAAAAAAAUUAAAAAAUCUGAAAAAAUUGUUAUACUAAAAAAAAAAGGUUCACCAAAGCUGAAAAUUAAUGAUGAAGAUUUACAAGCAAAAGAUAAAGGACCUCUGAGGUUGGAGGCAAAAGUUCUACACUAUACGUCACCGUCGCUUUUGUAUGUUUCUUUAGUUCAUCAGCAAAAACUUUUCAAUGAACUAUUCGAAAAAAUACAGAAGUAUUAUUCAAGCAAUAAGCAAAUCCAGAGUAAGACGGAAUGGAAAGUCGGAGAUCGUUGUUGUACUAUUUGCAUUCAGUCACAAACAUGGCGGCGCGCUGCUAUCGUAGAAAUAGAAGACAGCAAAGCUAAGAUAUUUUAUUCCGACUUCGCUUGUGUAGAGACAGUCUCUAUCGACAACUUGCGAGAGCUACCACCUGAGUUUGCAUCCAUAGGGGAUGCUGCCAUAAAAUGUCAUUUAUGUGGAGUAAUACCAGCCGUUGGAGAAGAAUGGCCAUCGCUUACCAAAGAAUAUUUAAAAGAGUUACUUGAUGCCUACAAAAGAGUAUUCAUCACAAAACUUGGCAAUUUCAAGGAUAAAAGUAUGCCUAUAGAAAUCUGGGUAUACCAUACAAUUCAAGGAGGCGCUUUAGAGCCAAAUAAAUCAGAAUGGCGAUGUCUCAACAAGAAGAUAAUUGAACAAGGCCUAGGUAUCCCAGAUAAAAUGCAGGAGGCACCUACACCCGACAGCGCUACAGAGUCAAAUGAUGAUAUGUUAUCAUUCUUGAAUAUAACUGGAUCAGUCCGUGAAUGGCUACAAUUAGAGCCAUUACCGUCACAGUCUGUAACAAAUAAACCUGAAUCUGAUAGUUGUCCUUCUAGUCCUGUUGAUUUUGAAGAAUCUAGAGAAACAGAAGAUCAACCAAGUUCGUCAAAUACAGUGUUUAUAUCAGAUUGGCUUCCACCCGAACCGCUGCAGAAUAAGGAAUUUACAGCAGUGCCCACGUACAUUGACAAUGAUGGUGUCAUUUAUUUACAUGAUGUGUCACAAGAAGAUACUCUGGAUUUAAUUCGAAAAGCACUCGAUGUCCGUUUUAAAAAUCCAGAUCCCAAAGCGAAAUACGCCAAGUGGACGGUCGGUGAGCCGUGUAUAGCACUUUUCUUUUUAGAUAAUCGUUUCUAUAGAGGAAGAGUGUUGGAAGUGAAUAAUGAUACAUCCAGCUGCCUCAUUCAUUACAUUGAUUAUGGUAAUGAGGAAAUAUGUUCAUUCUCAAACUUAAGAAAAAGUAUUGCACUGUAUCAGAUACCAACACAAGCACAUAAAUGUAUUCUGAAUCGAAUACGGCCCGCCGGCCCUCAAUGGGAUCGUCAAACACUGGAUUACAUUCACAAAUCUGUUGUUGAGAAACAUUGCUUGGUUAAAAUAACUGGUGAAGAAGUUGGUGAUUUAAUACCAAUUGACUUGAAAUAUGACAAAUUGUGGUUCAAUGAUCAUUUAGUUGACUUUGAAAUGGCGAAAUACACGGAUGGUUCCAAAGCAAUUAUACCUAAGUUUGUAAUGCCCAAAACUAUUAAAAGUAAAAGCGAAACUAUUAAUUUUGAAUAUGAUUCAGGACCAGAUUACAUAGUCGAAGAGGAGGAUACUCCAUUAGAAUCAUCACAAAGUUCACUAGAUAUAAAAUGUUUAGAAGGCAAAGAUUGGAAUAAACUUAUUGAAGAAGAGGAGCAAGAAUGUCUAGAUGGAAAAUAUGUUACUUAUCCGGAAAAUACUGAUGACGAAUUUUUGUGUAACAUUGGAGUAAUAAACGAUAUGAAUUUACUAGAGUUGAGUGUUAUACAUAAUGAUGAAACAAAUUUACUGUAUGAAGAAUUAUAUGCAAAUGUUCAAAAAAUGGGUGGCAAUUUAUCACCAUUAAAUGGAAUAUUUGAAAAUAAAGCAUGUGUUGCUUUGUUUCCAGAAGAUGCCCUAUGGUACAGGGCAUCCAUUUUAGAAUAUAGUGAAGCGAAAAAUCAAAUUAAAGUAAAAUAUGUGGAUUACGGCAACAUUGAAGUUAUUCCUCUAAGUGAUGUUAGAGAAAUAUCAGAUGAAUUUACAGAUCUUCCACCAUCAACUAUUACUGUAAAAUUACAUGGAGUUUUAUUAAACCCACAUGUAGAUAUUGAUGUUAUUACUAAAGAAUAUAGCAAGACAUUCUUAGGCAAAGGACCGUUUAAGGCUAAAGUGAUUAAACAUGAUGAUAAGAUACCAGUAGUUGAAUUAAGAGAUGAUAAUGACUUGUUAGUAUAUGAAAAUCUCAUUGAUGAAGGGGUACUCUUAAAAAUCUAAAUAUAUCUUACUUGUAUGUUAAUUAAGUACUCUCUUUUCUUAAUUUUCUAGAAAUAUAAACAAGUUAUUUUUGUUAUCUCUAUAUUUGUAACCACAUAAAAAUGUUACAUUAUUUGAUUUAAAUAUAUUUUCGAUUUACUAUUA